AUGAUCGAGGGUCAAAGUGGUGAGCACAUGCGCGACCCCGACGUUGUGCGUGCAACCAGCGCAAUGAUUGCACCAGCGGACAUGACUGAGCUGGAGGAGAUCGAUUGGAUGUACAGCGUCCAGAUAAACCGUUGGCUGAUGAGGCCGAUCGGUGUCUGGCCGAUUUCUUUAUGCCUCGGCAUCGUGGAGAAACUCAGCACGGUGACGCUGGCUUUAAUCAGUACCUUUCUAAUAGGAUUUCUCCUCGUCCCGUGCGCGCUGUGCACCAUCCUCGAUAAAACCGGCGACCUGGACGCUAAGAUCAAGAUGAUCGGCCCGCUCAGCUUCUGCGUGAUGGCCGCCGUCAAGUACUACAUCCUCGUGUCUCGCAGCGGCAAGAUCAGCAGCUGCAUAUGGACCAUCAGGUCCGACUGGGCGCAAUGCGCCGCGGGGAUAAUGAACGAGAGCAAAGAGAUCAUGAUCGAGAGCGCGAAGUUCGGCAGAUCGCUGGCUGUGUUCUGCGCCGCGUUCAUGUACUCCGGGGGGUUUUUCUAUACCACCGUGAUGCCAUUAGCUUCUAAGAGGACGGAGAUCAUCGACAACGAGACGGUUAGGUCCCAAGCUUUCCCGAUCUACCGCGGCCUCCUCGAUCCUAGGACCAGCCCGUCGUUCGAGAUCGUGCAACUGAUGCAGUGCUUGGCUGGGUUCGUCAUAUACUCCGUCACCGUCGGCGCCUGCAGUCUGGCUGCGGUGUUCGUCACCCACGCCUGCGGCCAGUUCAAGAUCCUGACGGCGAAGCUCGACCGAUUCGUGAACAACUCGCUGGAGAAGGUUAACGCGAAGAUCAGGGAGGAAAGUUUAGGGGAUAUCGUUGAGCAUCAUUUGAAGAUACUACGUUUUAUACAGCAGGUUGAAGAACUUCUGAACGAGGUGUGCUUCGUGGAACUCAUUGGAUGCACGCUGAACAUAUGCUUCUUAGGGUAUUAUUUGCUGACGGAAUGGGAGCAAAGCGAUGCUAUCGGGACACUGACAUAUUGCACGUUAUUAAUAUCAUUUACAUUCAAUAUUUUUAUACUGUGCUACAUCGGCGAAAUUCUCUCCGAAGAGUGCAUAAAACUCGGCUUGGCAGCUUACAUGAUCGACUGGUACCGCUUACCUGGAAAGGACGCUCUCGGUUUGAUACUGAUAUUCGCCAUAUCCAACAGUUCCAUAAAAUUGACUGCUGGAAAGCUCGCUGAGCUGUCGUUGGCCAGUUUUUGCAGCGUGCUAAAAUCGGCUCUGGCUUACUUGAGCUUGCUUCGUACGCUCACUACAUAA
This is a messenger RNA of Nomia melanderi (Alkali bee), 1296 nucleotides long. Its product is annotated as odorant receptor 10-like. Gene Ontology annotation, biological process: sensory perception of smell; detection of chemical stimulus involved in sensory perception of smell. Gene Ontology annotation, molecular function: olfactory receptor activity; odorant binding. NCBI's taxonomy places the organism in Eukaryota, Metazoa, Arthropoda, Insecta, Hymenoptera, Halictidae. Gene Ontology annotation, cellular component: plasma membrane. The record is from RefSeq and is a predicted model, not a curated record.